AUGCUGAGAGUCCCCCUGUGUCUCCCUCACCUGCUGGGGGGUGCCAGGAGCAGAGCCUGGCAGAUCUACAGGAAGGCUGGCAUCACCGUGUGCUGCUCAUACAGGACUAUAGACCACCGCAAGCCUGGCCAGUAUGUGCCCUCUGGGACCCCAGCCCUGUCUGGCCAGUAUGUGCCCUAUGGGACUCUUACCCACUCUGGACAGUAUGUGCCCUCCAGGACCCUCACCUCACCUGGACAGUAUGUGCCCUCCAGGACCCUCACCUCACCUGGACAGUAUGUGCCCUCCAGGACCUCCACCUUGCCUGACCAGCAUGUGCCCUCCAGGACCCUCACCUUGCCUGACCAGCAUGUGCCCUCCAGGACCCUCACCUUGCCUGACCAGCAUGUGCCCUCCAGGACCACCUCCUUGCCUGUCUCCUGGCCAGCUUGUUCUUCUUCCAGCCACAGGUUGUAUAGCACAUCACCUUCCAGCCAGGCAGGGCCGGACUCUGAGCCCAAGGGUGAGGAGGGCUCAGAAAAAAGUGGCAAGAGCCUGGCCUCGCAGGAUGUCAAGAGGCUGCUGGCCCUGGCCCAGCCGGAGAAGUGGAGGCUCUCAGCGGCGCUCGGAUUCCUCACCGUGUCCAGCGUCAUCACCAUGUCGGCGCCGUUCUUCCUGGGGAAAGUCAUUGACGUGGUCUAUUCCAACCCCUCGGGGGACUUCUCCUCCAGCCUGACCACACUGUGCGCCGUGCUGAGCGGAGUCUUCCUGUGCGGAGCCGCCGCCAACGGGGCCCGCGUCUACCUCAUGCAAACCUCAGGUACGAUGGAGCCCUCCCCCCCCAUGGGGAGGUUGUUCCGGAUCUUUGGAUAAAUCGACAAGACGCGGACCGGAGAGCUGAUCAAUCGGUUGUCAUCGGACUGCGUUGUGAUCGGAAGGUCGGUCACGGAGAACCUCUCGGACGGGCUCAGAGCGGUGGCGCAGGCCGCGGUUGGAGUCGGGAUGAUGUUUUUUGUGUCUCCACAAUUGGCCACCUUUGUGCUGAGCAUCGUCCCCCCCCUGGCGGUGGUCGGAGUGAUCUACGGCAGAUAUUUACGGAAAGUCUCCAAACUGACCCAAGAUUCUCUGGCGGAAGCCACCCAGCUGGCGGAGGAGCGUAUCAGCAAUGUGAGGACGGUCCGGGCCUUCGGGAAGGAGAUGCUUGAGAUGAAGAAGUAUGACCGUAGAGUGGAUUAUGUCCUGGACUUGGCUUAUAAGGAGGCCAUCGCUCGGGCCGGCUUCUUUGGCAUAACCGGAUUAUCGGGGAAUCUCAUUGUCCUGGCCGUGCUGUACAAAGGAGGUCUUCUAGCUGGAGCCGCACAGAUGACAGUCGGUGAACUCUCCUCUUUCCUGAUGUACGCCUUCUGGGUGGGGAUCAGCAUCGGCGGGCUCAGCUCGUUCUACUCGGAGCUCAUGAAGGGGUUUGGUGCCGGCACUCGUAUCUGGCAGCUGCUGGACCGGAAGCCGGAGAUGGCUUUUAAUGAGGGAGAGAUUAUUACACCGGAGAAGUUCAGAGGUGCCCUGGAGUUUCACAAUGUCACCUUCAUGUACCCCAGCCGCCCCGAGGUUCCUAUCUUCCAGAGUCUCGACCUCUCCAUUCCCUCUGGAUCUGUGAUGGCCGUGGUGGGUCCAAGCGGUUCUGGCAAAUCUACUUUGGUUUCAUUGCUGCUGAGACUGUAUGAUCCCAACUCUGGUUCCAUCCACAUUGACGGUCACGAUGUGCGUCACUUGAAUCCACUCUGGUUACGCUCCAUGAUUGGGACAGUCAGUCAGGAGCCGAUCCUCUUUUCUUGCUCCAUCUCAGAGAACAUUGCGUACGGGGCAGAAGACCCGUCCUCCGUCACCCAGGAGGAGAUCCGGCGUGUCGCUGACGUCGCCAAUGCGCUGAACUUUGUAGAAAACUUCCCCAAAGGAUUUGAUACCAUGGUCGGGGAGAAAGGCGUGCUGCUGUCAGGUGGCCAGAAACAACGAAUCGCCAUCGCCCGGGCACUUCUCAAGGAUCCCAGAAUUCUCCUCCUGGAUGAAGCAACAAGCGCAUUGGACGCAGAAAACGAAUUCCUGGUUCAGGAAGCUCUGGACCGGCUGAUGGAAGGGCGGACGGUCCUCAUCAUCGCUCACCGCCUUUCCACCAUCCAGAACGCAGACAAGGUCGCCGUCAUUGACCACGGCCGGGUGGUGGAGUGCGGCGAACACGAGCAGCUGCUGAAGAACAGAGACGGACUGUUCAGCAAACUUAUGGACAAGCAGGCCAGCCUCCUGCGCAGCAGAGACGCCAUCCUCACCGCACAGUGAUGACUCCCUCGGAGGG
This is a messenger RNA of Nanorana parkeri, 2326 nucleotides long. RefSeq names its product ATP binding cassette subfamily B member 10 (gene ABCB10). Lineage: Eukaryota; Metazoa; Chordata; Amphibia; Anura; Dicroglossidae. Gene Ontology annotation, biological process: transmembrane transport. The transcript is spliced from 13 exons. Gene Ontology annotation, cellular component: membrane. Gene Ontology annotation, molecular function: ABC-type oligopeptide transporter activity; ATP hydrolysis activity; ATP binding. The record is from RefSeq and is a predicted model, not a curated record.